This is a messenger RNA of Kwoniella shivajii, 1194 nucleotides long. RefSeq lists its product as uncharacterized. Gene Ontology annotation, cellular component: cytoplasm. Gene Ontology annotation, biological process: phosphatidylethanolamine biosynthetic process; phosphatidylcholine biosynthetic process. Gene Ontology annotation, molecular function: choline kinase activity; ethanolamine kinase activity. The record is from RefSeq and is a predicted model, not a curated record. NCBI's taxonomy places the organism in Eukaryota, Fungi, Basidiomycota, Tremellomycetes, Tremellales, Cryptococcaceae. The transcript has 4 exons. The coding region runs from base 1 to 1194 and encodes 397 amino acids.
AUGUGGUCAUCUACCCUCCUGACACCAUCGUCUAUCCACCUGCAAAAGGUUUCUGGCGCUUUAACCAACGCUGUAUUCUUCGUGUCCUUCAAUCCGGCUCCUGACCCCACCUCUCCGUCUGAGUCUCCACUGCUCACACCAACAAUGCCAGCCUCAGAUCCUUCACACCCACCACCUAUCACCCCUGAUCAAUAUCCUCCCACACUAUUGUUCAGAGUGUAUGGUGUCAGCUCUGACGCUUUGAUCUCCCGAGAUGAAGAGCUACGAAUCCUAUAUGUACUCUCUACCGAAUAUCAUAUCGGUCCAAAAAUCUACGGCACAUUCCAAAAUGGUCGAGUGGAACAAUUUUUCCCGUCUCGUGCUCUGACGGCUGUGGAGCUCAGAGAGCCCCAUAUCUCUCACGGGAUAGCUAGGAGGAUGAGGGAAUUGCACUCAGUCGAUCUGAGACUGAUCGGUUUCGAGCAAGGGAGGGAGACUGAGCCGAUGGUAUGGAAAUGUAUUAGAGAGUGGUCUCAAGCUGCAGAAGAGGUUCUGGGCACAUUAUCAGCGUUAGGCGGGAAAUGGGAGACAUGGGUUGAAACAUUCGGUCAUCACAAGAUUAAGAAGGAAGUGGAAAGUUAUAAGAGAUGGGUGGAUAAUGAGCAAGGCGCGGGUAGAGGUGCUGUGUUCGCUCACAAUGAUACGCAAUAUGGAAAUAUAUUGUUGCUCGACAUUGAUCUACCCCCUAACGUACCAGAUCACCAUCGUUAUGUUGUGAUCGACUUUGAGUACUCCGCGCCUAAUGCUCGAGGAUUCGAUAUAGCGAAUCACUUCCAUGAAUGGAGAGCGAAUUAUCACCACCCAACUCAUUCACACUCGUUACAACCUCAUUUCCCCUAUCCUUCAUUGACUCAACGACAAGACUUCUAUCGCGCUUACCUGUCAAUUGAAAUGGAUGGCAGGAAGGAGAUCGUCGGUCAUAGAAAGGAUGUGCUGGGCGAAAAGGUCGAUGUAUUGGAAAGGGAAGUCAGGAUAUGGAGCCCUGCCCCGAGUAUCUUCUGGGCAUUGUGGGGUAUCAUUCAAGCUCAAGAACAAGUCGAAGGGAUUAUUGAGAAGCAAGAUGGUUAUGUACCGGAGUUUGACUAUCUUUCCUACGCUAUGGAGCGACUUGAGAUGUUCCGAAAGGAAGCUGGGGAAUUAGGCGUACCUUUGUAA